Molecule: messenger RNA, 1416 nt
Organism: Rhincodon typus (whale shark)
Lineage: Eukaryota; Metazoa; Chordata; Chondrichthyes; Orectolobiformes; Rhincodontidae
Gene: dzip1
Product: DAZ interacting zinc finger protein 1
Exons: 10
Coding region: 1-1329 (442 amino acids)
Biological process (GO): cilium assembly
Cellular component (GO): ciliary basal body; cytoplasm
Source: RefSeq, a predicted model, not a curated record
AUGUGGUUGAAUGGGAUUUCGGCAGUACAUUUUUCUCACAAUCCGCUGACAGACAGCAUUCCUUCGCAGCCCACAUCAAUGUCAGGUGUGCACAGAAGUCAACUUCCUCUCUUCAAAUUCAAAACUCGUCAUGAAACCGUCAACUGGAGGCGAAUUAGUGCCAUUGACGUGGACAGAGUGGCUCAUGAACUGGAUUUUGUCACUUUGCAGGAAAAUAUAAUGAAUAUCACCUUUUGCAACAUGGAUACUGAAAAAUGUCCUUAUUGUCAAAAUCCGCUGGAUCCUACUCUGUUAAAACUGUUCAGAUUGGCACAGCUCACGAUAGAAUAUCUUCUUCAUUCUCAAGAGUACCUUACAGCUAACUUGCAGAUGUAUGAAGAAAAAUUGCAAGCAUCAGAAUUUGGAAAAGAGCAAAUCAAAAAGGAACUUUGCAAUUUAUCUGAUGAAAUGAAGUCUCAGAAAGAGGAAUGCAAACGCAGGAAGCAGAUCAUUUCUUCUCAACAGAUGAUGAUUCAGCCUGGUGCUAAUAAUUAUUAUAAGUGCCAAUAUUGUGACAAAACUUUUAUGAACAGUUUCUAUAUGCAAAGUCACAUUCAGCGUCGGCACCCAAAUAAUACUGAUGUUGGUGAUAUCUCUGAAAAGCAGAAGAAGAAUGAAUCUGAUAAGAUCCAGGAUGAAAUAGAUCAGUUGAAAAAGCAAUUACAACAUAUUCAGUCCCAGCUAGAAACUGAGAAGCAGCUGUAUUUUAAAACACAUUCUCAGGAACUUGAAAAAAGAAGAAUGGAAGAAAAUGAAACAACAAAAAGCUUUGAAAGAUGGAAGGAGGAAGAAAAAAAGAAGCUGAAUAGUGAGAUGGAGAAAAUGAAAGAAAUGCUUGCUGAAGAGUUUAGAGAAAUGACUGAAAAGAACGCUGCAUUGGAAAGAGAACUUUUGCAGAUAAAGAGUACUAGCAUGCAACUUAAAUCUAGUCUUGGAGCUUUGAAAAAUGAACAUGAACACAACAUUCAGGAGGAAAGCCGACGAUACCAACAGGAAGUGAAGGAUCUUAAGAAUAUUUUGGAAAAACGGGAAAAUAAGUGGACUUCGGAAAUAAACAGUCUUUUUGAAAGACAUGACCAUGAGAAACAAAAGCUGCAGCUUGAAAUAGAGAGCUUGAUGUCAUCGAUUACAAAAUAUCAGAAGGCAAAUUCUUGUUACUACAAGAAAAAGAUGAAAGAACUAGAUCAAAAACUGCAUGAUCAGCAUCAACUGAUAACUCAUCAGAAGGAAGAGCUGAAAACAUGUUCUGUCAAAUCGCCAGGGCCAGGGAAGAAAUUGGAACCAUCAUGAAAUUCUGCGUGACUGGUCAGAACUUUAAUGAAGCAAAACAUCUCAAGACACAUCAAGGUGAGCAAAUGAGAUGCAGUUAUCGGGGAG